GAUGAGGGAGAGACCGAGAAGGUGGAGUGCAGGCAACAGACAGUACAAACACAGCGGGGUCCAGGGCUCUGAUUCUUUUCGGCCCGGCGGCUGACUUUAACGGUAGUGUACCUCUGGACGAGGUAAACUGCAGUCUGGAUUACAACAAACCGGGGGGAGAAGAGAGCAGAGUGGAAACGCCCGGGAUGAAAGAGGAAUAAAGAUAUAGCUGAUAGCUAAUACAAAAAAGAAAAAGGGAGCGCGACAUCACAAACGAGCCACAGAGGAGGAAACAGACCCCGGCCAGAAAACCCGUUAGCACGGACACAGAGGAGGAGGUGGAAUUAAAGGGAGAAAGGCUGAUAAGUAACACAAGACAAGAGAGCUAUUAUCACUAGGCAGGUAUGGCAGAUGCAGAGCUGGACUUCCAGACAGGUGAUGCCGGGGCAUCCGCCACCUACCCAAUGCAGUGCUCGGCCCUGCGCAAAAAUGGCUUUGUUGUGCUGAAAGGUCGACCCUGCAAGAUCGUUGAGAUGUCCACCUCCAAGACUGGCAAGCACGGCCACGCUAAGGUGCACUUGGUUGGUAUCGACAUCUUCUCUGGUAAGAAGUAUGAAGAUAUUUGUCCCUCCACCCACAACAUGGACGUCCCCAACAUCAAGAGAAUGGAUUACCAGCUCAUUGGGAUCCAAGAUGGCUACCUCUCCCUGCUCCAGGACAGCGGGGAGGUGAGAGAGGACCUCAAGAUUCCUGAGGGAGACCUGGGCAAAGAGAUAGAGAGCAAGCACGAUGCCGGAGAGGAGAUCCUGAUCACCGUUCUAAAUGCAAUGGAUGAAGAAGCUGCAAUUGGCAUCAAAGCCUUCGGUAAAUAAGCCACUGCAGGUAAAUACAGAGCUACAGCUGCUUCGACACGCAGCUGUCCUCUCACCCUCCCCCAACUACAGCCUGACCCAAGCCUGCCUGAAGAGGAGAGUGUGUGUGCGCGCGCGUGUGUGUGUGUGUGUGUGUGUGUGUGUGUGUGUGUGUGUGUGAUGUAAAAUAAUGUUUGUAUGUGUGUGUGUGUGUGUUUGGAUGUUACACCACAAGCCACCAGCAUGUGCCAUGCCAGUGCAAGUGUGUGUGAUGUCAUGUAUAGUUUAUUGUUCAUCAGUGGAGCAAGGGGGAGGCAACUCCAGUCAGCGAGAUCCAAGGCUGCUGCCGAGUCGUGAUGUUUAGAUUUUACCUUCGGUAUUAUAGAAGAAAGAGGACAUGCCACCUUAAAAUCUUACAAUUAAGUGUAUCGACUAUACUGGAAAUAUCCAUGUUUUCCCAUAAUCUUGCAUUGCAUAAUUAUGUUUUACGUGUAUAUAUUUGUUUGAACUGGACAUUAGUGGUCAGCGGAAAUUUAAAGAUUUAUAAUUGAGGAAAUGUAACUAAUUCCAUGAAAAUUUGAGGCUUGUAUGAAAUGACGGUUACUGAGCAGUGUGUACUCCGGAUUUGCCUGCCCCUUAACGGUCUUCUUUCAUGUUAACACUAUUACGAGCAUGUGUAUCAUUUUUACGUAGCACUAUCGAAUAUAAACAAAAGCUUAAAGUUCAUAAUGUAUUUUUGAGCUAUGUUGUAUUUUUUUUUUUUUUUUCCUGUGGGUUGCACUUCAAUUUACAGCCUGAUAUAGCCAGUUGCUUCCUGUAUUUCCCUCUAAGAAACGGCUUGUAGCGUUGUUGUAACUGUUGGGUCAAACUGUUUUAUGCACUUUCUUUCCUGCACUUUCUCACCUGCAACCUGCGGGCUGUAGACUAAAGUGUCCACAAAAAAUAUGCUUAAAGCUGUUGUUUGUGCAAUGUGUCCUCUGUGGAGGACAGUUAAAACACUCACUGUCUCAUUAAAAUAUGUUUCUCUCGUUUUUCUCAAGUAUCUUCCCUCUCUGGUUUCUGACUUUUCUUUCUUUUUUUUCUUCUCAUUCCUCCCCCCUUGUAAUUCUGUUUCAGGGGCAAAACGAGAUGCACUGGACCUGGGGAAAAGGAGGGGAUAUUGCCUCGUCAAUGCUAUUCUCCCUCUUUUUUCUUUCUUUUUGUCUUCGUUUUUCAUACUCUCUCUCCCUCACUCUGUUUUCUGACCUUCCUUUUGGGUUCAAUUAGAGAUGAAUUUUAAUAAAUAAUUGGAAAAAAAUCUAUAUGUACAUUCACACGUAAUGAAACCACAUCUAAGGCCAGGCGUACAGAUGUAAAAAGACGAGAGGAAGGUCUCUCACUCAUAACUGAGUAGGUCUACAAAUAUUCAGUAGCUACCUACCAUCAGGGGAAAGAAAAGUGGUGAUAAUGUCUGUUUUGUUUUUUUAUAUGUUCCCCUGUUUUAUCAAGGGCUUCAACUCUAGAUCUGCGUUGUUCUGUUGAGGCUUGUUCAGAGUGUGUGCCGUACAGGACUGAAUAGGCGACUAGGUUCUGUCUUUUUCUGUGUGGCACUUUUCUUUUGGCAGUUGAUCUGAACAAGCCUGUCCUUUUGCUGUUUAUUUCAUCACCUCAAACUUGUCUGUUAAACAAAGGUUACCAACAUGGCACAGCCAGGUUCAGUUUCUUUUUGUCUCAAGGUGUGAAGCGUCAAAGAGAAACAAAACCCUGCUCCGACAACACAAAUUCUCAUUUGUUUGAAGUCCUACAGCCAAACCUCAAUCUAACUUCAUUCGCUUCUUAAAAAACCCCCUUUGCAGAGAGCUCAGACCGGGCCUUCACACAGAGCUGUUUGGAGAAAUGACUAGAGUAUUAUUUGGCGUGCUGUCAAACUUUGAGCAAUGAUUCAAGAGGCAGACAAGUUGUGGCAGUUUGGUAUCCUUACUUUGUGUUCAUAACAGCAAGUCCGAACUGUGCAGAAUGUCUCCAUGGCCAAAAAAAAUAAAGAUGACACAAACUGUU
Molecule: messenger RNA, 2867 nt
Organism: Seriola dumerili (greater amberjack)
Lineage: Eukaryota; Metazoa; Chordata; Actinopteri; Carangiformes; Carangidae
Product: eukaryotic translation initiation factor 5A
Exons: 5
Coding region: 384-851 (155 amino acids)
Biological process (GO): positive regulation of translational elongation; positive regulation of translational termination
Molecular function (GO): ribosome binding; RNA binding; translation elongation factor activity
Source: RefSeq, a predicted model, not a curated record